This is a messenger RNA of Opisthorchis viverrini, 270 nucleotides long. RefSeq lists its product as hypothetical. The coding region runs from base 1 to 270 and encodes 89 amino acids. The transcript has 2 exons. The record is from RefSeq and is a predicted model, not a curated record. Lineage: Eukaryota; Metazoa; Platyhelminthes; Trematoda; Opisthorchiida; Opisthorchiidae.
AUGCGUGGCAAAGCGCUCUUCUGCUUAUUGAUUCCACCUCCCGCGACUAAAGUGGUAAAGCUCAUGGUGUUGGACGCACCGGACGGAAUUGAAAUGAACGUAUCUGAGAAUUGUGUUGAAUAUCCCAAGAUCCUUUACGAUUGCGGUGGAGUGACGAAAGAAGUGCCUCUGGCUUUACAAGAAUCGACGGCUGUGAAGAUGUCAUCGACAGCGAAGCCAAUGUGUUGUAUUCCUGGACCACCGUUGGCGUCCAGAAACCGCGUAACCUGA